Molecule: messenger RNA, 4113 nt
Organism: Antechinus flavipes (yellow-footed antechinus)
Lineage: Eukaryota; Metazoa; Chordata; Mammalia; Dasyuromorphia; Dasyuridae
Gene: CMTM6
Product: CKLF like MARVEL transmembrane domain containing 6
Exons: 4
Coding region: 179-724 (181 amino acids)
Cellular component (GO): membrane
Source: RefSeq, a predicted model, not a curated record
CCCGUUCCUCGGCUCCGGACGUGACGUGAGGCGGGAGCCGGGUCGGAGUGUGGAGCCGCAGUUCUCCGGACUCUUCCACUUCUCGUCUGCCGAGAGGUUCCAGCUUCAGUUCCGGCUCCGGCUCGGGGCUCCUCGCCCGCCUCCUCCUCGCCGUUCCGUCCCGUCCCCUCCGCCGGCCAUGGAAAACGGGGAGGUGUACAGCUCCACCACGGAGAACGUCCCUUCCACGAGCGGCCCCGGGCGCGGCUCCCGCCGCUUCCCCCUCAUCCGGCUCGACCCGAUCCGGGCCUCCCUCAAACUGGCCGAGCUGGCCUUUUCUCUGCUGGCCUUUAUCUGUGAAGAGGUGGUGUCCCUGUGCACACGGUGCGCGGGCCUGUACGUCUUCGAAUUCGUCAGCUGCAGCGCCUUCCUCCUGAGCCUGCUGGUGAUGAUCGUCUACAGCACCAAGUUGUACGAGAAAGUGGACAAAGACAAAGUGAAGACGUUGGACAUCAUAAUCACUUCCAUAACUGGCGUGCUGUUUUUGAUAGCAUCAAUAGUCUUUGCUUGCACCAACGACGGGACUGCACCCGAAACUGUUGCAAUUGUGUUUGGAUUUUUGGCAAGCAUUAUAUUCAUAGUUGAUUUUGCUUUAAUGAUGAUUGAAAUAUUGAGGAAGUCCCAGUCCAGGAAACCUGAAGUCCCUCCAACAACUCUUACUCAGCCACUGAAUGCAAGUACUUAGAAGAAGGAAAGAGAAGGCAAGGACCGGAGGAGGAAGAGACCGAGGGGAAGUGCUUAUAAAGUUUGGGGUUCCACUCUGUUUCCACCAGCUCUCUCAGUUUCCUCACUUCUGGGAGUUUAGGGGGAGAGGAUGAGGAAACACUCUGUUAAGCCAGAGCUUCAUCAAGGAUCUGUCCAUGUUGCCUUUUUCUACUGCUAAAGUGUGUGCCUUAAUUAAAUUUCUUUGUGCUGUUUUUUUUCUUUAAAACCCAUCGUCCAUCAAAUGCCGAAUCUUUCUGUGACGCUGUGCCGAGGCCUUGGACUGUGCCGGCUUCCGGAUGGCAUUGUGUACUCAUAAAUGGUAUGAAAUGUUCGUCUUACUGACACCUGCUCUCGUUCAAUUAAUUUGCUGAUUUGGAAUCUAGGGAGAGAUUUAAAAAAUGAAAAUAAUCUAAACGUGGAGUGACUUAAUUUUAUCUUAUUGAAUAAUAUUAUUUAACCUUUAAAAGGGGAAAACGUAUUCAACUUUUCAGAUACAGGAGUCUCACCUUUCUCAUUGAAUGUCAUCGUAUCUGGAGGGAUCGGAGCUCAGCCAUGAAUGCGAACAACCAUUCUGCUCACAUAUCCAUCCUCGCCAGGAGGGUCUUUGCCCAGGCCAUUGUACAUGAUUUUCUGAGGGAGGCUGAGUUUGUACAUCCGGCUUUAAGCAACAGGGACGGCCUCUAGUCCAUAAAGUUUGGCUGUCUUAAUGGCAUAGCAAGUAGGAAACUAACUGGCAGAUUGAUCGUUCCUCUGUGAGCUUGUGAGGUGAAAACCUGGGCACAAGGCAGGAGGGGAAGGAACACCUGUCACCUUUACCACCUCCUCUCUCCCUCCAGUAUCUGGAAAGUUGAUAUCAUAACAUUUGGCCUUUUGUGGUUCAGAGGUGGUCCUGGCUGCCUUUGUCCCUUCUCUACCACAAAGACAGAAGGCUGCCAUGUGGCCAUUGUUUUCUCCCUCUUUUGAAUGUCUGCCUAGUGAAAUGGUUUAUAUCGAAGCUGCUAGAGUGCAGGAGCGUUUGUUUGGACAAACUGGAACGAGGAGUUUUAGAUGUCAUCUUUCCAGGGAAAUCCCAGCUAAGGAAACUCCCUCCACAAAGCAGGUGCAGACUUGCUUCUGGGCCUAGAGCUGCUGAGAGCAUGGAUUCGGUUUAGCUGGAACCACACGCCUCCCACUUGUGUGUGUGUCAGAGGCCAGCUUUCUGGCCCUGCGCUCUGGCUGUCACUUGGGGGACAAAUACUGUUUCCAUUAAUGUUGGUUCUAAGCCUUCGAAAGAGGGCUCCCGCCGUACUUUAAGCUUUGUUUAGAAGAAGUGCUAUUUGUGUUUGUCUGGACAUGGUAGCCUAUCCGGUGCCUAAAGGCAGGGUGGAAGUGGGGGAGAGAGAGAAGAAAGAGAGUAAGAAGGAGGGAGGGAGGAAAAGAGGAAGAGAGACAGAGAGAAGACUUCAGAUGGAGGGAGGGCUGCCAGGUUUAUACUUGUGUUGCAAUGAUUUCCAUCUAGUUGUGACCUUGCUCAGGGGCCAGGGCAAUCUGGAAUUGGCAGUUUGGGGCUUGUUUUCUCCCCAAGUGAGUCUGGGAUAGCUUUCCUCACUGAGAACAUGGAUGUAAGAUCCCCACUCGACUGAGGUAUUCUCUUCCUCUCUUAAGUCACAGAUUCACUCACUCACUGGAAGAUUAUUCUGUGCUGUGAGAGAGAGAAAGAGAGAGCGAGAGCGAGACAGAGAGAAAUGUGUCAUUAUGAAAUGUCCCAGAAUCUCCUUUGUUGUCUGUAUAAUAGUGCUCGUUGUGAUGUCUUUCCAUUAAUAUGUAAAUCUUGAAUAUAAAAAUAGAUUUUUCAUAUUAAUUCCCUUAGAUUAAUUUGGCUUUUGUUAUCAAUGCUAGAACGAGUCCAAACUUGUACUGCUGGUGACUCAGCUCUUCACUGUUGCCUCAGGAAUUGGUCUUUGCUCUUUGAGGAAGGGACAUGGAGUGUUUUUGCCUGUUCAUGCAUGUGCCCCACCCAGUCACAUUCUCCAUCCCUGGCAUCCCAUCACACACUGACUGGGUUUUUCCUUGGCCCUUACUAAAGACCUUCUCCUCAGAAGCCUGCUUUGUCAUCCCAGUUCUCACAGGCAGCCCAUUAGCAUCAAAACCUUCCCGACCCUUAUUUCUUCUAUGUGCAACAUGUUAGUUUGUGUCACAAUAUGAGUCUUGGGUCCCAUCAGACUGUAUGGUGUUUGUCCAUUAGGUGAAGAGCAGCAUGAAUCUCUCUUAGGGGAAUUAAUAAAUGUAACCUCUCAGACCAGUUUGGAAGCUCCCUUUGGGAUGUGUGGGAAUAGAUGUGUGUGUGUGUGUGUGUGUGUGUGUGUGUCAUUUCAGGACCAAAUUAGAAGCUUAAACCAAAACUUCCAAGUGUGCUUUAAAUAGUACAGAGUGAAUGCACAUAAAUACAUUGUCUCUGAGAAACCAAACUCUUUAUGCCGAUACUUAAUUUCUUCCGAGGCAACUUAUGUAACUGGAUUUUGGACUCCACGUUCUGGGUCAUGGUCUCAGCAAAACUCUUCUUUGCAAAAUGCUUGUUUUUGAAACUUUACAGUUCUUUUGGAAGAUCUAGUUGUAGUUUGUUCAGUAACUUAAUUUAUAAUCUCUUUCAGGAGGGUGUGGGGGAGCGGGGCUGUCAGGAAAUCUAAUCUCUCUUUGCACUUUGAAGCUCAAACCACUACUUCUCAAGUUGUCCAUUUCCCAAGCCUUUGAGUGACAUUAUAUACUUUGGGAUGGCUGUGUUUGACCAUUAGGUUUUGGGUCCAUGAUGAGGUUAAGGGUCCCUAUGUCAACCUAGACUCUGUUUAGGAGAUACAUAAAUGAAAUCAACUUACUUUUGAUCUUCAUUGACUUGAGUGGUCAGAGUUUUUCUUUUUAAUUCACUAAUUGGACCCUUCAUUGUAAAUUUCUAACAUUCAAAAUGGUACAUCGCCACAGAUUGAAGAAAAAGUUAAUGGGGUAAAAACACACAAAAAACCCCCCACUAUUCCAUCUUAAAAUUCAAAACAGAAUUAGAAAUUUGUAUAUUAAUAUCCUUUAAUGAAAAAUCUUUUAAAAGACUUCUUUACGUUGUUGAAUUUUCAACUUUAGAGAUGUAAUUUCCUUUCCUUUUUGCUUUCUGUUUAAUUUUUACUGGUUCUUUUUUAAAUAUGAAAGGCUUAUUAGUUAAAUUAUAUGUUUGUAUUUGGGUAUGUAUAUUUAAUGUUAUUUGUAGCUAGUCUUUUGUAUAUAUGUUAAUUUUUAAACCUGUGGCCUUUUUUAUCUGCCUGGUUUUUUGUGGUGCUUUUUACAAAAUAAAAAUUUUAUAGUUCUCUUUUUUGAAUAAAUUCAUUUUACUAAAAUUGUCCCAAA